CUGCAAACAAACCCCCUUUUCUUUUCUCCAAACAAGCGCCUCAAAGAUAGCAAACCCAAAGAAAUGGAGUGGACAGAUCUUGUUAUACUCUUGGCAGUGGCUCUUCUUUUUCGUUUAUGGUGGCGAUACUGGUCGGUCACCGGUGGCGGAGCCAAGAACCUCCCACCAGGGCCACCAGGUUGGCCACUUGUAGGCAACCUUUUCCAAGUUAUCCUCCAAGGAAAGCACUUCAUUUUUGUGGUACGUGAUUUACGUGCCAAAUAUGGUCCUAUUUUCACCAUGCAAAUGGGCCAACGUACCCUUAUAGUUGUCACAAGCCCUGAGCUCAUUCAUGAAGCCUUAGUUCAGAAAGGCCCCCUCUUCGCCAGCCGGCCGGCCGACUCUCCGAUCCGGCUGUUAUUUAGCGUCGGAAAAUGUGCCAUAAACUCAGCAGAAUACGGUCCUCUUUGGCGUUCUCUCCGCCGGAACCUUGUCACCGAGCUGAUAAAUCCGACGAGAAUCAGACAGUGCAGCUGGAUAAGGAACUGGGCUAUCGAAAACCACAUGAAAAGGCUCCAUCAACGGAGUUCUGAAGAGGGUUUUGUGGAGGUGAUGAGCAGCUGCAGGCAGACUAUCUGCAGCAUUCUCAUUUGUCUGUGUUUUGGAGCAAAGAUCUCGGAAGAAUGGAUCAAGGAAAUCGAAUGCAUACUCAAAGAAGUCAUGCUGAUAACAUCUCCAAAGCUGCCAGACUUUUUGCCGCUUCUCACACCACUAUUUCGAGGCCAAGUGCAGGCAGCAAAAGAGUUGAGAAGGAGACAGCUAGAUUCCCUGGUCCCUUUGAUCCGGGACAGAAGAGCGUUUGUGGAGAGUGGUGGAAGCAAAAAUAGCUCCCCGAGGUCGGAAAUGGUCAGCGAUAUUGGAGCUGCCUACGUUGAUUCUUUGUUCCAGCUUGCGCCUCCAGGCCGUGGAAAGCUUGGUGAGGAGGAAAUUGUUACCCUGUGCUCUGAGACCAUAAGUGCUGGUACGGAUACCAGUGCAACGACUGUAGAAUGGGCUAUGCAUCGCUUGGUGACAAAUCAGGAGAUUCAGGAGAAGUUGUACAAAGAAAUUGUUGAUUUGGUAGGGAAAAACGGGGAAAUCACUGAGAAAGAUGUGGAGAAUAUGCCAUAUCUUGUGGCAAUAGUCAAGGAAACAUUUCGAAGGCAUCCUCCAAGUCAUUUUGUCUUGUCACAUGCUUCCACUAAGGAAACCGAGCUAGGAGGCUACACUAUUCCAGCUGAUGCAAGUGUAGAAUUUUACACUGAAUGGAUCACCAAGGACCCUAGCCUGUGGGAGGACCCUAAUGAGUUCAGGCCAGAGAGAUUUCUGAUCGGAGACGGUGUCGACGUGGAUAUUACCGGUGUGAAGGGGGCGAAGAUGCUGCCAUUUGGGGCCGGCCGGCGGAUCUGCCCCGCUUGGACAUUGGGUACGCUGCAUAUCCAUUUGCUGCUGGCUAGAAUGGUUCAGGCAUUCAAGUGGCUUCCAAUUCCGGAUAACCCUCCUGACCCUACAGAGACUUAUGCCUUCACGGUUGUGAUGAAGAAUCCUUUGAAAGCAAUUAUUUUGCCUAGGAACAAGGUUUGAAGGUUUUGGUGGAAUCUUCUUUGGACCAUUUAAUUUGCUUCAUCUGCAACAUUCAAAUUUUAGUAAAUUAAUGUUACCUCCUUGCACUAAGUCUGGUUCGGUUCGGUUUUAUUACUUUUUUUAGGGGGGGCGGGGGUUCUGUUUCUGUCCUUGUGAAGUAGCAGCAGUACUAUAAAUUUGUUGUCAGCAGAUUGUAGUAAUUAAAUAAAUUUCCUCUUGCUGGUUGUUGGAAAAUUAAUUUAGUGCUCUGAGAUUAAAGUUUCU
Messenger RNA from Coffea arabica (coffee), 1866 nucleotides. NCBI's taxonomy places the organism in Eukaryota, Viridiplantae, Streptophyta, Magnoliopsida, Gentianales, Rubiaceae. The record is from RefSeq and is a predicted model, not a curated record.